AUGAAAGAGCUCUUUCAAAUCCGACAUCGCCACAAAAGGCAGGGCCUUCAGGAAGUCGAAACCAAUGCCAUCAAGCCCCCGGGCUUUGAGCGCCAUCUGCCGAAUGGUAUACCAUAUGUGCCCUUCAGUGAGAGGGGGAAGCGCACUUGCUUCUUCACGUCCUUUGUGAAUCAACUGCUCAAGGCAUUUGAGCUGGACUUGUUCUGCUUGGACUUGCCAUAUGGCACCGCAAGCGGCGCAGAAGCGCAGGUGGCGCAAGUGGCGCAGGCGGCGCAAGCGGCGCAAACGGCGCAGGCGGCGCAGGCGGCGCAGGCGGUGCAGGCGGCGCAAACGGCGCAAGCGGCGCAGGCGGCGCAGACGGCGCCAGCGGCGCAAGCGGCGCAGGUGGCGCAGACAGCGCAGACGGCGCAGACGGCGCAGGCGGCGCAGAAGAUGCAAUCGGCGCAAGCGGCGCAGGUGGCGCAAACGGCGCAAGUGGCGCAGGCGGCGCCGGUGGCGCAAGUCUUGGGAUUUCGAGACGGUCUUGAGAUGAAUGCUCAGGCAGAUCUGCGGGCAGCCUCCAAGUACCGAUGGAGAAACUUGAGGACCUGUGGACAGGCGCACCUGGAGCUUCGCAGUUUGGAUGAGGCAAAGGAAGACUUCGAGCGAGCCCGUGAGUUGGAACCAGAUCCAGCCAUUGAUAAGGAACUGAAGAGGUUAAGGCAGGCUUUCUCGCAGCAUGAUGCCAAGGUGUGGCUACAGGGAAGUUUCCAAUUCAGUGAUGAAGUUGUUGCAAAGAGAUGCGAAAAGCGCUUUCUGUUCAAAAAGUUACACAUGGCUUGUCAUGCAAAACAGGCUGCGCUAAGCUGUGAGGUUGGAGGCCAUCCCUAUUAG
Molecule: messenger RNA, 873 nt
Organism: Durusdinium trenchii
Lineage: Eukaryota; Dinophyceae; Suessiales; Symbiodiniaceae
Source: the annotation of a GenBank genome assembly